Molecule: messenger RNA, 1107 nt
Organism: Protopolystoma xenopodis
Lineage: Eukaryota; Metazoa; Platyhelminthes; Monogenea; Polystomatidea; Polystomatidae
Source: the annotation of a GenBank genome assembly
AUGCACGCUAUUGCAGGCAUCGACGUUGACAACUCGAGGUUGUUGGUGUUUGCCAAGUCCAAAAGAGACGUCUUGGUGCGGGUCAAGGCAAACUUUGGUCAUCUGCUUCCAGAUCCUAGAGACUGGAAGGGAUGGAAUGCGAUCCCAGCAAGUUUCUGCAUCUCGCCGGAGCACAGUGACUACGAAAACCAGGAGCUCAUCAGUCUGGAGAUAGAAGCGAAGCCCCGUUCACUCCUGCAAGGGUCUACUAUGCGAGCCCCGCACGGCGAUGCAUUUUCCGGCCGGCGAAUUGAUGUCAAAGCUGGCGUCACGAAUUCACCUGGCCACAGUUCGAGUCCCGACAGACCUCUCGUGACUGACACCUCCCUUAACUUCAACCAUUCGAGCUCCGGUGAAGACUGGAUGAGUCCGGCUUACAUCGAGUUGGCGGGGAAACCGAAAACCUCGGAGCACAGAAAGUCAGACUUUGACUCAACACAAUCUGGACUCGGCUGCAAAGGUUCAGCCAAUGAAGACGUCGUCAACAGCAUAAUGACAAGCAUCAUCAGCAGCAGCCGCAGUAGCAGCAGGAACAAGCAUCUCGCAGCUCAUGAGUCCCGUAAAGGCGGUCAAAAGGGUCAGAUGAAGCAGUCGCGCAGUCAUUUGGGUGGUAGUCGUGCUCCGGCAAGCCUGCUCGAGUUCAGUCAGCCACUGGAGGACGUCUGCCUGCGCGUCGAUCCAGUUCGAGACCCCGGCCGACUGGAGCUCGUCUGCCGAUUGGCUCGGCCAGAGCCGGCGGCUGUGGUGCGUUGGCUCUUCAACGGACAGCCACGACUGCCGCUCCACCUUCCGGUCACCAAGUUCGACGCCCAGACGGCUCGUCUCACCGCGACCGACCUCCGACCGGAAAUGUCCGGUUGGUACUCGGUCGAAGUGAGCACUCCGAUCGCGCUGGGCGGGAGCAGACAAAGGGGCCAAUCGGCCAGCGGCCUGUCGGGCGGAAGCAGACGACUGGAGUCCGAGGCCGGAGCUGAGGCGUGUAGGGCAAUCACCGAGUGCAGAGUUCAAAUCGAGGAUAUCUCAGGGGCUGGUGCGUCUCUAGAGCUGGGUGUGUGUGCGUCUACAUGA